UGUGUUAUUUUGAUUUUAAAUAACCUUACCAGACAAUUUUUCCAAAAAGUUACAAGACUAAAAAUAUAAUUCUACAAGAAGAGUAAAAAAAUUGUAAAUUUCAAUUGAUGGUAAUUAGAUAGUAUAAUUAAUUAAUAAAACACAAUGCAAAGCAAUAUACCUUUGAAGUCGGUCCAGUUGGACGUGUCAUCGGCACCGAAAUUAAUAAAAAACGACGGGAUGUUCAAAGAACGCGCACUGAUGGCCCGCAAUGACGUCUGGCACCGGAUAAAAAUUAUCCAUGGAGGUAAAUAUGACAAAGAAUUUGUACUAAAGUCUAUUCUCACCGCAGUGGAACCAGCUGACCUGAUACCUGUCCGUUAUCAGUCAACCGGCGUAGACGACACGUGUUUCAUCGCACGAAACUGCGGUCCAGCAAUCGAAAAAUUAUGCAAAAGUAAUUUGAUUAUCAAGAUUCCCAACUGCGAUCCUCUGAUUCUCGUGAUAACACUCGCGUUCGCAUCAAUACAGGACCUGAAAGUCGCGAUCCAGCCGCUGCUGAUAGCAUCCUUGACCAAGAGAUACGACGCUGCCAAGAAAAGUUUGAAUUUAAAAAAUUUCCACCGUCAUGAAGACAUCGCUAAACAUGUCUACUGUCCGCUGUCACAAACGCGCACCUUCAGUAAUGUUUUGCGACUUUCCAAGACCGCUCUUGCACCAUUUGAGUCCUUGAAUCUUCAGAAUAACGACCUAGCCUGUCUAGCUGCCUUGGAAAGUCCCAUCUUGUCGUCAUUAAAAAAUCUUGAUUUGAGGAACAACAGUUUAAUGGGAAUUGAAACCCUGACCCCGAUACGGUCAUUGGAGAUAACAGAGCUCUGGCUCGAUGGUAAUCCGCUCUGCGAAAAUUAUUCGAGUGCCACCCAGUACAUUGAGUCGGUUAAAAAAUACUGCCCGCAUUUACUAAAACUCGACGGAGUCCACCUGGAAAAGCCCGUGGAAAAUCAAAGUAUUCCAUCCACUGUUGAAAACUAUUUUCCUAACCGAGAUGUUGAGAGUUUGGCAAAACAAUUCGCCUAUCAUUUUUUUAUAAUUCACGACCAGAUGGACAAGUCAACCCUGCGGGGCCUCUAUCACAAGCGGGCUUUAUUCUCACUCACGCUGAAUAUAAACCCAGGAACUUCGAGGAAAAAUCUCGGGGCCUACAUGAGUGACAACAGAAAUAUGAUAAAUCAGUCAGAUUUAACAAGGAAUCGAGAUUUGCUGUACCUCGGACCGGAUGAAAUAAUUGGCGCGCUGAAAAGACUCCCACGUUGUCUUCAUGACAGAACGUCAUUUAACUAUGACGUUAGUUUUGACAAUCGAGUGACUGUUGCUGUCACCGUCAACGGGCACUUCAAAAUAGUCAACUCUGGAGGGCAAAUCCUGUCAUUCAAUCGAACCUUCAUUUUAAUGGCACAGCCGGAUAAUGAAUUUGUUAUUGUCAAUGAUCAGUACCACGUUGACACCAACAUCACACGUCCGAUUUCACCGAAUUUUGAAAAAAGACUGGCUGAAGACACUCAUGAAUUGACGAGCAUGAGUCCGCGGGAAAAAAAUGAAAUGAUUGAGAAACUUGUAAAGGUCUCGACAAUGAACAGAGAGUGGGCCUUUAAAUUUUUGGAAGAAAACAGGUGGGAAUUGAAACGCGCGAUCAUCAACUUCAUGAACGCCUACGGCUCUUCUCAGCUACCUAAGGAUGCGUUUUGAUUUUUUUGUAUUUAUUUUUUAUAAACUGUUCAUUGGACGGUCCGAGUACAUGGACACCAUCAGCAAACUUGGGUCGAGUAAUUUGAAACACUACAAACAGUACCUCGAGCCCUGUCCGUCUUCAAGACGUCGGUGGGGUGAUCAGAAUCUUUGAAAAAAAAAAUAUAUUUAUUUGGAUUGUAAAUUUUGAAAAUAAAAAAGUUUAAACAAAUGACUGACAUUUAAAUUUUUCUAACCAAGUUAUCAAUUCGCGGUUAAUAUGAGUGAUGAGUCUGAGGAUUGGGACGCGACGUUUCUGUCGGAGUAUAAAUUGAAUUUUAUUAAGAGGACACAGAAAAAAGUUCAAAAAUUUAUUCCUUAUGAUUGUUACGCGGUAACGAACGAUGAGAACCAAAUCGAUCCCCACGUGGCUGCUCAAUGGAAACUGAGUGACGAGGAAUCGAAAGCGUUGAUUGACAAAAUUAUAUUAGAAAGACUCAAAUCUACUUACGAAACUGCUUACCAACAUCCAGGAGUUAGCGAAGGUACUGAGUCAGAAAAUUUGAAAUCUUCUAGGACAGGGGAAUUCGAUAGCGAAUAUAAAAAAUAUUUAAAUGAUUUAUAUUUAAAACCGAGUGAGGGAACAACUUUGGCAGCCCCUUCGACAGCUAAAAGAGGUAGAAAUACUAAAUAAUUAAUGAUAAAAAUAUAUAUAUACAUAGACUUUGAUAAAUUUAGUUUACGGGAACUUGCGGCCAAGAUUUUUGCGUCGAGUUCUAUCAGUUUAUCAAGACACUUUUGGACGUACUGCCGCCGAAAUAAUAUUUAAAAAAAAAUAAUGUUACUGGAAAUAGAAGACGAAACACGGGAUUUUCUGACGACUUACAGUAGAGACUAUCGGGAAAAAAAAAAUAUCUAAGAGAAAAAAAAUAAUUCCAGCGAGGGAUAAUGAACACUAUCUAGAGUAUCCCGAAGAGGUAUCGAGAAUAAAUAAAUCUUUGAAAAAAUUAUUUACAAAUUUAUUUAUAUAAUCUGUCAAUCAUUAUUAAAAUAAUAUUAAUUAAUUAAUUUCUCUAGAGUGCUAAAUAAAAUAUAUUUAAUAAUAAUUUUAGCACCUAAUACACUCUCAUAUCAAUAAUUUGAAAAAAAAAAAUUAAACUUACAAUAAAAAAAAAAAUUGCUUGACAAAAACAAUACAAAAAAACGCUUCGCUUAUGAGGCGUGCAAAACACAUAAUAAACUAGUAAUUACUUAUUACUGAAACUUAUAUUGAUGUAGCUGUGACUGAAUGGAUUUCAAUGCGCUUAUUGACUAAUUUCUUAGCUCAUUACUAAUUCAUUGAAUGAAUAUGUGAACUGCCAUUUGAGGAAGCUGCUUCAUUCUCAUUUUUCAGUGCUUUUACUUGCAUCAGUGCCUCAUCUCGCUGUAGUUCCGCAACUGACGCUUUUUUUUUAGCCUGUUCACUCUCCAAUUGCCAAGCCGAGCAAGCGGCACGUGCUUGAUUUAUCUUCUCAUCCCAAGUAGCCAGUUGAGCGCGACUUGAAGUCAACUCUUCUCUCAACCUCUGAACCUGCAACUUAUUGCCUUGUAUUUACCACUGUUCAACUUACUUUUCCCUUUACAAGUAAUAAUAAACAGGAGGGAGAGACAAAGUGGAUUUUCUAAAAAAAAAAUUAUAAUAUUAUAAAAUUAUUGUUUUCCAGUCCCCAUGUAAAUAUUUGGUGUUAACAUAACCCAGCAAUAAAAAGAUGAAAAUUUUUUUUUUAAUGUUGGGCAAAAUGGGCUUCUCUAAAAAAAUGAAAACUUUGAAUAAUAAUUUUUGGGUAGCCCGCACUGACCCAUCAUAUCCAGGUUAUUUUUCAUGAAGUGCUCCUAAUGGCUGUGUACGCGAUGGCGAUAAUCCUUGACUUGCAAAUCAAAUUGACUACUAUUGAAACCGCUGAGUUUUGAUGUCGAGCUACUUAAUUGAGAUAUAUGAUUAGAAAAUGGAUCUGAUACUGAAUGACUUAAAAAUGGCAUCGUCUGCAAUAAAAUAAUGAAAAAUUAUUUUUAAAUUCAUAAAAAUUAUUCAGUAAAUUAAAAAAAUAAAACUUACAGAUUCAAUUGGAUCUUGAUGGGAAAAUCUUAAUCCAGUUAAAAAUCCAGCGGAUUGUAAAUGCUGCAGUGGACUAGACGUAGAAGGUGAAGAAUUCAAUAAAACCGAGCGCUUAGCCGUACCGGGAAUAUUAAUUGGCGCAGAACUAUCGAGUAAUCCAGAGCUCGCGAGACCCGCAGAUAUUAAAUUGCUUAUUGGAGAGUUGGUGACUCAGUGCAUCGAGUCUACUAGAUUUAAUGGGUCGUCUAAAUGCAAUUCGUCCAAUGCGUUACCUAAAAUCAAAAUUACAAAUAACAAAUCGUUAAUUGCAAAUUCUUGUGUUUUGAGUAUUAUCAAUAAAUAAAUAUAAAAAUUACUCAGCUACUGCUGAUUUAACAGUAUCAUUUGGGUAAAAUGAACUACUUGAAAGUGGUGAUACCGUUGAUGCUAACGAGUGUCCCAAUGAACCGUUUAAAUUAUAAGCCAACACAAGACUUUGUUUACGUUGUAAUUUUUCAGAUUUUGUUAAUAUUGGACCCUUUUCUAUUGCUAUUAAGGUAAGUGACCCCUCUAUUUUAGCUGAUCGGAUGUAUAUAAUUUAUUCACAUCUAUUCUAAAUAUUUAUAUUUAUUUUGAAAUAUAACUUAAUCAAUUUGUUUAUUUAUUUUGACAUUAACAAAUUAAAUUGACUUUUUUGCAUAUAAAUGCUGAUAAUCUCAAAAGAAAUAAAACUAAGGUGGCCAAUAGAGGGGUCACUUACCUUACUUGCUUUAAUUUAUUAUUAAAAAAAAACUUUUUUUAAUUCAUAUCAAUCCCCAGAAAAUUAAUUAAUUACUAUAAUAAAGUUUAAUUAAAUACUUACAAGUUGGAGCGGCAGAGACAGCCGAUCGGUUCUCGUGUGGCUCGGGCGAUCACCGAAGUUAAGCAGCACCGAGCAUGGUCGCAACUUGGCUGGGUGACCGCUUAGCCACGCGUUGAGCUCGAUCGGAGGUCUCUGGGCGUUCGGGAUGAAGAUCCAGUGAUCGGUAAAAUGGGAAUUUUACCGAUCACUGGAGCCUCACCCAAACCGAACUGUACCCUGAUAGCCAAGUUGGAGAGAAACUGACGUGAAACUACAGCCGCAUCUGGACACCACGUUGCCCGUAAAAGUUGAUACUUCCAAAGUUGAUCGACACUUUCUGAGAAAGUUGGUGGCAAAAGUUAGAAAUUCAAUAAGUUGCCGGUAAAUUGCCUCGCAUUUUCUCAAGAAACCUGCAUUCCAGUUGCGGCUCCAUACUGACGUCAACUUUCUCAGAAAGUGGUGGUAACUUGUAGCCAAAAGUUGCAAAUGCUAAAGGUGUCGACGGGGUGUCGUCAAGUUGGUCGCAAACUAAUGAAUACCAACUUUUGUACGAGAAACUCUGGUUAUCAGGGUACUGGCAAUGGUUUUCUCUGUGGUUUCCCUUGCCCCUAUACCCCCACAGCCAAGGUGGAGGAUAGGGUAUCACCGUAAUGGUACAGUACAGUAUAAGCACAAGUCGGGCCACAGCCGCACAAUGAAAAGCAGAUAAAGAAAGGAAGCAGUUACGAUGUAAAGGCAAAAAGUGUAAAAGGUCGUACAUGCGGCUAUACACUGGAACAAUUAUAAAAAAAAAAAAUACUUACAAGUUGUAAAAAACGAUUAUGAUUAAAUAGCGUACUAUAUAACAUAAAUAUAUUUAAUAUUGAUAAAUUCGCGUAAAAAUCUAAUUAAGAGAGCUGGAUGUUGGUAGAGUAUCAUGUGUAUAGAAAUAAAAAGUACGCUUGUAAUUGUAUGUAAUUUUUACAACUUCCUGUUUAAUGAAAAAUUACAGAGUUUAUACUUUACAUCGAUUAAAGACCGACAUAAAAACUUUUUGAACAUAUUAAAUAGAAAUUUAAAUUAUAAAUUGAAAGUAAGUAAAUUCUUAGAGUAACUCCUUAUUGAAUGUUUCAAUUAAAAUGGAAAAAUGCAAACUCAAGUUAAGCACAAAAAUUUGUUUAGAAAACAUUAAAUUUUAUGAAGAAAAACCUUGCUGAGAUGAAUAAAUGAAUUGCCAUCUAGUGAUGCAAAGACAAUCUAGUAUGGUAAAAUCUUAAUUCCAUCCGGGAAAGCUAAAGAAAAAAUUAAAAGUGAUUUAAUUAUUGAAAUUAAAUAUUUCAUAAUUAUUAAAUAUUAAAUAAUUAAAAUUUAAAAAUACAUACGUUUUUUAAAACGGUCUUUAUACACCUUUUUUUUACCACUGGGUUUUGUUAUAAUCAGUGUACCAUCACGUGUACAAGAAAAAUCCAUUUGUGAAGUGCACGACUCACUUAUUAUUGAAUCUGCGUUUAUAACUAACAUAAGGGAAACACAACGAACAGCCAAUUUUUUAACCUCUUCAGCGCUUUCGUAAGUAAGAUAGUGGUUGGUGAGGGAUAAUUCACACAUAUAUUUUAGUCCUAAUAAUUUAUAUUUCGAAGCAGCUUCUAGCAAAGAUUCUGCAUGAUCAUCCAAGUCUUUGACUUUCCCAGUGUAGAUAAAUUCUAAAACUCUUUCAAAUAUUUCUGGCAUGAUAUCCGUAACAACCAAUUGGUUAUUAUUGUUGUCAGACAUUUGUUGAUGAUCACCAAUAAUUUUAGAUAGUGUCGGACAUCGUAUUUCUAUAACAGUUUUAUGGACUGAAAAUUUAACACCUUGCACAUAAAUCUCAAUGUCACCGUCACCUUUAAGUGGAUACAAAUGCGAGAUGUCAUCUAAAUUCACAACUUGUUCAAUUUGACAAAAUAAUUCUUCUAAAGGAAAUAUAGGAUUCUCAUCCAAGUAAAUGUUGAGUUCGAUCAACAAUGUCAAGGUAUCAUUGGGCAAUAAUUUAUCUUUAGUGUUUGGUAAUUUGGCCUGAUUCUGAAUAAUGCUGUAACCAACUGCAGGUCCAUAACAAUAAGUCGAAUCAAAUUUCCGGUUUUUACGUCCAAUGAAAAACUUAUUUUCGUCGGCGUCGACCAGGUAAAAAUUACAGGUGACAUGAUUCUUAGGUUUUAAUUUUUCAACAGCGUCGAAAUAUAUCUGGAAUCCACUAUGCAAUUCAUUAAAACGAAAAUCCAACUUGACGUACCAGUCAAUUUCAUGAUCUUGAAAAUUUGUAGAAAAGAAGUAAGUCUCUUCGACAGGACCCACUGAAGAAUCAAUCUUGCACGUAUCUACUUUUGCGAAUGUUUCACUUAUAUUUUCUAAUUUCCAUGUACGAUAUUCUGUAUGAACGUUUCGUUCUAUCUUUUUUAACGGCAUUUUUAAACUCGACACUUUUUAUACUUAACAAUUUUUUUUUCUUAAUUAUAUUUUUUAAAGAAACACGAGAUAUAGAGCUAAAUAUUUUUCACGUAUCAAAAUGACAGCUCGACUGUGAGUGAGAGCUGAGAGACGCCGGUUCAGGUUCACACGUCAUACGCCUCUGCUGGUCACCAAUUUCAAUAAACUUCAAUAAACUACCUGAACGCCCCUAUCGAGCCAAGGGAUAAUUACAAUAAACGGCAUAGAUUUGAAAACUACACUUACAAUCAGCGGCGUGUAUUCAUACGGCUCGUUGAAGUUGGCCCCUUUCAAAUUUUUUUUGACACUUUUUUGGAAUUUGGUUAUUAUAAAUCGUUUGUCCGUCGUUUGUCCUUGAAUGUUCGUCAUUAAUAAUUGUUUGUUCUAAUUUUGUUUAUUUAUAAAAAAUUAAAUAAAAAUUUACUUUUUAGUUAGCCUCCCUAUGCAAAUUAUAAUUUUAUUCUAUUAUAUUUGGUCUAUAAUUAUCUAUAAACGUUUAUCCGAUCAUUAAUUGCGUUUGUCCUAUUAUGAAAAACAAUUUUUAACUAUUAUUUAGUCAUUUUCAUUUUAAAUGGAAUACAAAUACUCUGAAACCUAGUGCUGGAAUCUGCCGACAUCUCCACUUGCUUUUAAUUCCAAGACGCAGUUAAUCACGUCCUGACAGGAGUUUUAAUCGAUUCGAAUUUGUGCGAGGUCACGUUCCAGAAAAAUGCUGGAAAUUCGACCUUGAGCAUGAUGGCAACUGUUAUCGAAGCCAAUAUUGAAAGAGAACCUGCCACUAUGGAAUUCAGAGUGUUCCAACGAACCACCUUGACAGGCGAAUCGCGCAUCCACUUUGGAGAAUUUUUCUGGGAUCAAUGGUUAACAAUUUGUCGUCCACAGGACGUAGUUAAUCGUCAGCAAGAUGGGAUUCCAAACUGGGCUAGAGUCGCAGAUCUUAUGAUUUCUAACGACGAUGGAACCAUAGCCGAUAACCGGGUCGUAUUAUGGAUCGACGUCGGACUACGUACGAACCGAGAAUAUCGAAGUCGAUAAUCAACUCUGGUUUUGAAGAAGAUUUAUAUUUAAAAAAAAAUGAUGUUUAUCAUAUUAUUUAGUACCAAUAUUUUUUCAAAAAUUAAAUCAUGCAUCAAAUGAGAAUGUUUAGUAAACAGUAGUUAUAAUAAAUUUUCUAAUAAUUGUAAUAAAUAAUUAUAAAAAAGACCAAAUGAAAUUUUAAAAUUUUUUUAUCAGACUUUUCAAAACUCCAAGUCAAGUAAAUUAUUAAAACCGUAGUUUAUCAAAAGAGAUUUAUUUGCUUUCUUUAUUACAGAUUUAAUUAGAAAAAUACAUAAUGAUCCAAAGAUACUUCAAUCCAUUAAUCUGUAAAAAUAAUAAGUUGAUUACAAAACGCUACUUUCAUAAAUAAUAAUCAUAAUAAAUAACAUAACUAAUUACAUCUAAAAUUUUUUUUUGUUAUCAGACUUUUUAAAAUCGGUUCGCGAUAAACUUAAAUAUUAAAUAAAAAUAAAAAAUACAAAGCUUAAAAAUUUAUAUCAUUAUAUUCACUACAGUAUUUUUAGGUGCACAAUUUAUUUUAUUAAUUUUCUUAGGAAAAAAAAAAAAAAAAAAAAACUAAA
Messenger RNA from Microplitis mediator, 8683 nucleotides. RefSeq names its product nuclear RNA export factor 1-like. Gene Ontology annotation, molecular function: RNA binding; protein binding. Gene Ontology annotation, cellular component: nucleus; cytoplasm. The transcript is spliced from 5 exons. The record is from RefSeq and is a predicted model, not a curated record. Gene Ontology annotation, biological process: poly(A)+ mRNA export from nucleus. The coding region runs from base 145 to 1725 and encodes 526 amino acids. NCBI's taxonomy places the organism in Eukaryota, Metazoa, Arthropoda, Insecta, Hymenoptera, Braconidae.